GCGCCGCCCGGGCGAUGCCCGCGUGGACGCCGCCGGCCGCCGGAGCGAGGUGCUACCCGCCGCUACCAUGACAGAGAGCGUGCAGGCGGCCGACGAGGUCCGAGUGCCCCUGGGCGCGCCAGCCCCGGGCCCUGCGGCGGGGGCGUCCCCGGCGAGCCCUGGGGCCCCGGGGCCAGAGGCGGAGCGGGGGUCGAGGCCCGGUGCGUCGCCCCCCCAGAGCCCGGCGGCCGAGCGCGGCGCGGAGCUGGGCGCCGACGAGGAGCAGCCCGUCCCGUACCCGGCACUGGCGGCCACCGUCUUUUUCUGCCUCGGGCAGACCACGCGGCCGCGCAGCUGGUGUCUCCGGCUGGUCUGUAACCCAUAUCCUUCCCGGGCCGCCGGGGGUGCGGGGAUCCGGGACAUGGGGGUCCGGGGCACGGGACCUGCUCCGCGUGUGCCUCCCACGCUCGGGCUCUUUGGCCUCAGCGCGGGCUGGGCGCGCGGGGGACGCAAGGCAGGGGCGCGAGAGCAGCGCUCCUCCGAGAGAGGCGGCCCCGGGCCGCGCUUUGCGGGGCGGCGGGGGUGA
Balaenoptera acutorostrata (minke whale) is the source of this 565-nucleotide messenger RNA. Its product is annotated as voltage-dependent T-type calcium channel subunit alpha-1H-like. The transcript is spliced from 2 exons. The coding region runs from base 68 to 565 and encodes 165 amino acids. Lineage: Eukaryota; Metazoa; Chordata; Mammalia; Artiodactyla; Balaenopteridae. The record is from RefSeq and is a predicted model, not a curated record.